UCAUAUUAGGUUUGUAAUUUUAGGACAGACAGCUACUUCCUUAUGUGAGCUGGUCACGUGGUAACUACCAGCGGAUUUUAAUAUGGCGACGGUCAGGAUGUACACUUAACAUUAAAUAGUUUCACCGUAUUUACUACUGGGACUUUAUUAUACCAGUGCAUGACGGGCCACUGCCGAUAUUACCCGGUAACGGUGCACGAUUCCCCGGACGAGCAAUGUGUCAUUGGUGGUGUGUCGGGAUACGGUCGUGUUCCGUUACGCGUCGUCUGUUUGCCAGAUAACUGUCUUGACGUCGGUACUGUACCGGGGACGGAGCCAGAGAGAUAGUCCCGGUGUUAAGUGCUAUUGUUUAUAUGCAGCGGUGACAGACAGACAGACAGACAGACAGACAGACAGACAGACAGACAGACAGACAGACAGACAGACAGACAGACAGACAGACAGACAGACAGACAGACAGACAGCCUUUGGUCAAAUGUCAUGUUGAUGUGUGGCCUUCCUGCAUCGUGUGAUAUCAUCAUGGACAGACAGGUGAAGACCACUCCCAGCUGGUAGAGGUAACGGGACGCAGACGACAGACCGACAUUACAACCGUCAGUGUCGUGGACUGUUACUCCCAGCGAGUAGAGGGAUACAGACAGACCGACAGUCAGACUGGCUAUCAGGCAGACAUCUAGCCUAGUGGAUGGACUUCCUCUGACGUCAAAGCUGACCCAAGCCCGGUCCAGAGAAAGAUGAUCGGUGCCCCAGACGUGGUGGCGUUUACUAAGGAGGAUGAUUUUGGGGAGGUAGGGUACCCCAACCCCUGGGUGGUGCCAGAAGAGUUCUCUGUCCCUCUGUUCCCAUCGGAUAACAACGCCAACCCCUGGGCCAAGACGGCAUACGCCAAGUUCACUAAGGACUUCAUCCUCAUAUCAGAGUUCUCUGAGCAGGUGGGCCCCCAGCCUCUUCUCACCAUUCCUGACGACCCAAAGGUGUUUGGGACCUUUGACCUCAACUACUUCAGUCUGAGGAUCAUGUCUGUUGACUACCAGGCCUCGUUCGUAGGACACCCCACCGGCAGCGGAUACCCACGACUCAGUUUUGUGGAGGACUCCCGGGUGGUGCUGGGUGACUCUAAGGAGGGGGCGUUUGCCUACGUUCACCACCUGACGCUCUAUGACCUGGAGGCCCGAGGCUUCGUCCGCCCGUUCUGUAUGGCCUACGUCUCUGCCGACGAGAGGAAGAUCAUGCUGCAAUUCCAGGAGCUGUCGCUCCUCUUCUCCCGCGCCUCCGAGUGCCUGAAGACCGGAAACCGACGGGCCUUCGCCCGCGAGCUGCAGAGGAAGCUACGGGACCUGGAGUACACACGGUCUGUUCUGCAGAAAGAGGAGGGGCUUCAGCGGGAGGCAGGGCCUCAGGGGUGUUACUCCGCCCGCGCGGUGGACAAGGCCAAUGAGCUUGCGGCGAUGGAGAAGAGUAUUUACGAGCACCGAGACCUGCUGAGGCAGAUCACCUCGUACCCCCUCCGCCCCCGCCGAGACCCCCACGCCGCACACUGUCAACACUGUGUCACCGAGUCACAGAGACAUAGAGACGCGCCGCCCGGCCCCGACCGUGACACGGAGGAGGAGGCGGGACAGAGGAGGCAGUCCUACACCCCGCAGCUGAUCAAGGGGAAGUCGGCCAAGUGUUUCGCCAAGCGUCUGAAGAACCUGACGGAGUUGUGCGAGGAGAGGUUCUACGAGGCCACCGUGGAACUACUCAACCACACAGAGCGGUGUUUCCGGGGGGACUUGUGUUACCUGUACACCCGCCGCCUGGACCGAGCGCUACGCAGGAAGCAGAACGUCACCAACUUCCUGUUUGAGGAGGAGCUAGGGGAGGAGGAAGAGGAAGUAGCGGUGCUGGGAAGAAUCUUCUGUUCUCUCAACCACACAGCGGGGACGGACUCACACAUACUCACCCCUUCCAUCGUGCUUUGCCCCGAGCCACCGGAGUCUGUGGAGGUGAACCCCCCCUGCCCUGAUAACUCUGCCCAGCAGAGUGAGGCCCUGACCGGGGAGGAGAGGCUGGAGUCGUCACUCUCUGAUCUGACCAUGGAGACGCAGGACCAGGAAAGCUCUGAGGAGAAUAAGGACAGCUUUAGUAGUGACAGGAGUGGAGGAGAGGAGGAGGAGGGACGUGAGGGAGGAGAUCAGACCCCUGUUUUUCUGCUGGAGGCUGAGGAGGGGGGCGAGGGUGAGAGACACCGUGUGUGUGAGAGGGAGGGAGAGGCAGAAGGAGUGUCUAACAGAAAGAGGGAGACAGAGGAGGGAGGGGCUGAGACAGAGGAGGGAGGGGCUGAGACAGAGGAGGGAGGGGCUGAGACAGAUGAGGGUGAUGGACAGAGAGUUCCUGAUCCUGAGUUACUGGUCCAGAUGGACACAGCCUGCUGCAUGUCUCAGGAGGGCUUCCUGUACAACUCCUCUCCCCCAGACGCGCUGCCUGCUUCUGGGCUGCAGCCCGGCUCUCUACCCCUUCCCCUGGUGGUCAACCAGGAGCCCCAGGCCCUGCUGCCGGUCCAGGGGGACUACGGGCUGGGUUCCCCCCACUGCCAGAGCCCUGGGGCUGGGCUGGACCUGCCCGUCUCCUCCUCGGGAGAUACCACCUCCAGGGGUUCGGACCAGGACGGGUGGGACUGUACCAUGUCAGCGUCUACGGGGUCCGAACGGGCCGGCUCACCUCUGGGGUACGGGGGGUUGGUAACGCUGAGGCAGAAGAAGAGGGCCGGGCAGGGAGCGCUCAGGUUUGUUCGUCAGUAUCCGUUUGCCCUGCAUGCCCUGUGGUCCCUACUGAGUGGUCGAACCCUGGUUGUCCUGGGAUCUGAGGAGGGGAGGGUCAGGAGGCUGGUGUCCGCUCUGGCCCUCUACGUGCCUGGACCCGGGCGCUGUGGGGAGAGGGUCCAGCCCUGGCUCUCCUGCCCCUUCAGCCUCACUGACCUACAGAGAUGGAAACUCAUAGGACUGCAGAGGAUGGCGUCUCCCGUGGGGACCAGCAUGCUCUGCUCUCUGUCUCGCUACAGCCGUUACAUCUCCGUCCUGGACGCCGACCGGAAGACCCUCCGUUGCCCCGGCUACCGCGGAACCCUCCUGGCCAACGUGGCGGACCACCGAACCCGUCUGCGUCGAGGUUCCACCUACUUCCUUCAUCUCCAGAACGUGCUCAGUGGACUGGCUUCCCGGGCCUUCCUCCUUAGCUUUACGCAUCACCUCCACCUUCCCAUCAGCCACCUGGAGGAGAGACAGGAAGUGGAGGAGAGGACGAGAGGCUUCCUGAGGGAUCAGCUCAGGCUUGGGGAAGACGACUGUUCCAUCCUGAUGUACCUGAGUCAGCUGAUCACACAGCACUACCUGGACAGUACCACAGGAGGAGCUGUUACGACACAACCCCACCUGGAGAAGGAGAACACGCCUGGAACCACACAGCAGGACCUGGACAGUACCACAGGAGGAGCUGUUACGACACAACCCCACCUGGAGAAGGACAACAGGCCUGGAACCACACAGCAGGACCUGGACAGUACCUCAGGAGGAGCCGUUACGACACAACCCCACCUGGAGAAGGACAACAGGCCUGGAACCACACAGCAGGACCUGGAAGCUAACAACAUACUAGACCCUACCACUGGGGGCACUAUAACCCCAGCGCAGUACAUAGACCCUACCACUGGGGGUGCUAUAACCCCAGAGACGGGCCUAGACCCUACCACUGGGUGCACUAUAACCCCAGAGCAGUACCUAGACCCUACCACUGGGGGCGCUAUAACCCCAGAGACUGGCCUAGACUCUACCACUGGGGACGCUAUAACCCCAGAGACUGGCCUAGACUCUACCACUGGGGGCGCUAUAACGCCAGCGACGGGCCUAGACCCUACCACUGGGGGCGCUAUAACCCCAGAGACUGGCAUAGACCCUACCACUGGGGGCGCUAUAACCCCAGCGCAGUACAUAGACCCUACCACUGGGGGUGCUAUAACCCCAGCGCAGUACAUAGACCCUACCACUGGGGGCGCUAUAACCCCAGCGCAGUACCUAGACCCUACCGUCCAUCAGUCUGCUUCUAGGAGCAGAGCUCCACCCAGCUUCACCUUUAACUACACCACCAGUCUCCUAUACAAGAUCUGAUCUGAAACACUGACUGGGGUCGAAUCUCCUGAGAGCCUUCAAGUCCUCUCUACUCACCUCCUCAAAACAACACCGGAGGAGACAGAUCUGCGGUAGAUUCACUCUAGGUUGGAGAUGGGAGGGCCUGUCUCUGUCUCCUAGGUAACCAGGAGAGACUGAGGGCCCGUCUCUGUCUCCUAGGUAAUCAGGAGAGACUGAGGGCCUGUCUCUGUCUCCUAGGUAACCAGGAGAGACUGAGGGCCCG
This is a messenger RNA of Oncorhynchus gorbuscha (pink salmon), 4389 nucleotides long. Its product is annotated as guanine nucleotide exchange protein smcr8a-like. The record is from RefSeq and is a predicted model, not a curated record. Gene Ontology annotation, cellular component: guanyl-nucleotide exchange factor complex. Bases 735 to 4145 code for a protein of 1136 amino acids. Gene Ontology annotation, molecular function: GTPase activator activity. NCBI's taxonomy places the organism in Eukaryota, Metazoa, Chordata, Actinopteri, Salmoniformes, Salmonidae. The transcript has 6 exons.